CUCUGCGCAGGCUUAUUCGUCUUUUGUGCUGCGCCUGACGGUACCUGGAGCAGCUCCCUUUUUCCAUCUCCACCUCUUUUCUCAUUCCCCUUUUUCCCUUGAACCCCUUCCCCCAACCCUGUUACCCUCGGCAAUGAGGAGUCCCUUGGAGCACUGAAGAGGAGUAAGAAAAGCUUGCUUGGUGUGCCUGUGUGGGGCUGCUACCUUAUCUCCCGCUCCCCUCCUUUGAGGGGAGCCUAGCCGCCGAGUAGCCUCCUGCUUGUCCAGCUGUUGUAAGCAAGAGUGGUGGCUGUGUUGUGGCAGGCGGCAGGAUGACUGACACCCGGCGGAGGGUGAAGGUUUACACGCUAAAUGAAGACCGCCAGUGGGACGAUCGAGGCACAGGGCAUGUGUCCUCUUGCUACGUGGAGAGGCUCAAGGGCAUGUCCCUGCUAGUCAGGGCAGAGAGUGAUGGUUCUCUUCUUCUGGAGUCGAAAAUUAACCCUAACACUGCGUACCAGAAGCAACAGGAUACCUUGAUUGUGUGGUCUGAAGCUGAAAAUUAUGAUUUGGCACUUAGCUUUCAAGAAAAAGCAGGAUGUGAUGAAAUAUGGGAAAAAAUAUGUCAGGUUCAAGGGAAAGACCCUUCUGUCGAUAUUACUCAGGACCUUGUCGAUGAAUCUGAGGAAGAGCGUUUUGAUGACAUGUCAUCACCAGGUCUAGAAUUGCCAUCCUGUGAAUUAAGCCGGCUAGAAGAAAUUGCAGAACUUGUGGCAUCUUCACUGCCUUCACCAUUACGUCGUGAAAAACUCGCACUAGCACUGGAAAAUGAGGGCUAUAUUAAGAAGCUCUUAGAAAUCUUUCAUGUGUGCGAAGACUUGGAGAACAUUGAAGGACUACACCACUUAUAUGAAAUUAUCAAGGGAAUUUUCCUUUUGAACAGAACUGCACUAUUUGAAGUCAUGUUUUCUGAGGAAUGUAUAAUGGACGUAAUUGGAUGCCUAGAAUAUGAUCCAUCUUUAUCACAGUCACGGAAACACAGGGAAUUUCUGACUAAAACAGCAAAAUUUAAAGAGGUGAUACCUAUAUCUGAUCCAGAGCUGAAGCAAAAAAUACAUCAGACAUACAGAGUACAGUAUAUUCAAGAUAUGGUCCUACCCACUCCCUCAGUUUUUGAGGAGAAUAUGCUAUCAACACUUCAUUCUUUCAUCUUUUUUAAUAAAGUGGAAAUAGUUGGUAUGUUACAGGAAGAUGAAAAAUUUCUGACAGACUUGUUUGCACAGCUAACAGAUGAAGCCACAGAUGAGGAGAAAAGACAGGAAUUGGUAAACUUUCUGAAAGAGUUUUGUGCAUUCUCUCAAACACUGCAACCUCAAAACAGAGAUGCAUUUUUCAAAACCUUGUCAAAUAUGGGCAUACUGCCAGCACUAGAAGUUAUAUUGGGGAUGGAUGAUGCACAAGUACGAAGUGCAGCCACUGAUAUAUUCUCAUAUUUGGUUGAAUACAACCCAUCCAUGGUACGAGAGUUCGUCAUGCAGGAAGCGCAGCAGAAUGAUGAUGAUAUAUUACUCAUCAACCUCAUUAUAGAACAUAUGAUUUGUGACACAGAUCCAGAACUCGGAGGGGCAGUGCUACUAAUGGGUUUGCUUCGUACUUUAGUUGAUCCAGAAAAUAUGCUUGCCACUGCCAAUAAAACAGAAAAGACAGAGUUCUUGGGUUUCUUCUACAAACAUUGUAUGCAUGUUCUGACAGCGCCUUUACUGGCCAAUACUACAGAGGACAAGCCUAGCAAAGAUGAUUUUCAGACAGCCCAACUCUUGGCAUUAAUACUGGAAUUGCUAACUUUCUGUGUAGAACAUCAUACUUAUCACAUAAAGAACUACAUCAUAAACAAAGAUAUCCUGCGAAGGGUACUCGUUCUCAUGGCCUCAAAGCAUGCUUUCUUGGCAUUGUGUGCCCUUCGUUUCAAAAGAAAGAUAAUUGGGCUAAAGGAUGAAUUCUACAACCGUUACAUAAUGAAAAGUUUUUUAUUUGAACCUGUGGUCAAAGCAUUUCUAAAUAAUGGUUCCCGUUAUAAUCUGAUGAACUCUGCCAUAAUAGAGAUGUUUGAAUUUAUCAGAGUGGAAGAUAUAAAAUCGUUAACGGCUCAUGUAAUUGAAAAUUACUGGAAGGCACUGGAAGAUGUAGACUAUGUGCAGACAUUCAAAGGACUGAAACUACGAUUUGAGCAACAAAGGGAAAGACAAGAUAAUCCAAAACUUGACAGCAUGCGGUCCAUUUUGAGAAACCAUAGAUACAGAAGGGAUGCAAGAACCCUGGAGGAUGAGGAGGAAAUGUGGUUUAAUACUGAUGAAGAUGAUAUGGAAGAUGGAGAGGCAGUGGUGCCCCCUUCUGACAAAACUAAAAAUGAUGAAGAUAUUAUAGACCCUAUCAGUAAAUUCAUGGAAAGGAAAAAAUUAAAAGAGAGUGAAGAAAAGGAAGUUCUUCUGAAAACUAACCUUUCAGGUCGUCAGAGCCCAAGUUUCAAGCUUUCCUUUUCCAGUGGUACAAAAUCUAACCUUACCAGCCAGUCAUCUGCAAGUAAUCUGCCUGGGUCCCCAGGGUCACCUGGGUCCCCAGGGUCGCCUGGAUCUCCAGGAUCAGUUUCUAAAAGCACAUCUCAGAUGGCAGCUAUCACAACUAAGGGAGGCCUUGUCGGGCUUGUAGAUUAUCCUGAUGAUGAUGAAGAGGAUGAUGAAGAUGAAGAUAAAGAGGAAACUUUACCUUUAUCAAAGAAAGCAAAGCUUGAGUCGUCAUAAUGGCAACUGCGGAAGAACAUUACUAGUUGGGGGAAGGAUCUUUUAUCCAAAAAAAAAAAACAAAACCACAGCAAAGCAGCAAUCUUUUGUGAACUACUGUGUGUGACACAGAUCAACCUAUACAAAUGGAUUUCUGCCAAUCAAGUGCCAAUUCAAAGGAGCAGAAGGAGGGGAAAUAUUUCAUUUAGGGGAAAGACUUACGCCUUUGAGCUCUCCAGCUUGGACCACAUGUUGCCCUUUUCUCAGGGAAGGAAAUGGAAAACAAAACAAAAACAAAAAAAGCCAACAGGGCAGGACUUUUGUUAGUGGAACUCCGGAUUGGCUGGUCAGUUGCUACAAUCAGAAUAUGCUUGGACCAUGUAUGAGACUUCUGAAGAAGAGGCAUUUUUUUUGCCCUAAUUCUUCACUAGUUAAGAAUGCCAGCAGUUUCUUUGUAUAAAAGAGACCUGCCUUUGAAAUCAUACAUUCUGAACAUUUUACUCAAGCUACAACAGGUUUUAAAAACCUCUAUGGGGGAGGGCCGAAUAUAAAGUUUCCUCUUUUUUUUUUUUUUUUUAAAUCUGUUCCCUUUGCCCUUUAAACUGCAGAAUUUUUUUUGGAGGUGAGGGAUUUGUUUGUCCCUUCUUGAUUAAAGAUUGAGUGGAAUUCUAGAUGUGGUCACUUUUGUGUCAGAUUUUUUUUUUUUGCCCCCCUGAGUGUAUGCUUAGUUGUUGAGUAUAUAUUUGGGACCAUUAAAAUUUUUUGAUGUAAUAUAA
Messenger RNA from Pezoporus flaviventris, 3532 nucleotides. It is a transcript of the gene PPP4R3A, whose product is annotated as protein phosphatase 4 regulatory subunit 3A. NCBI's taxonomy places the organism in Eukaryota, Metazoa, Chordata, Aves, Psittaciformes, Psittacidae. The coding region runs from base 312 to 2777 and encodes 821 amino acids. Gene Ontology annotation, cellular component: protein phosphatase 4 complex; nucleoplasm. The record is from RefSeq and is a predicted model, not a curated record. Gene Ontology annotation, biological process: protein dephosphorylation; DNA damage response. Gene Ontology annotation, molecular function: protein phosphatase activator activity. The transcript has 15 exons.